CCGAACGACGGGGAAUGUCAUUCUAUCCAGCUCGAUACGGGCAGGAUCAGCAGCAUGCAGGAACUAGCGAGAGCGUGCGAGCUUACCGGCAGCAGUGGCCAAGACGACUUGGUGCCCGUAGCUCCCGCCACCAGCCACCUGGAGCAGCUGCUGCCCACCAUCAAGCUGGAGCACCACGACCUGGAGUGUUGGCUUCCCACGCCGGAGCACGCGCAUCAACGAUUAGACCUCAACAGCACCCACUUGCUCCUACAGGGCUCAGACGAUCCCCUGAUCUCGCAUGGCGCCUCUAAUGACGCGCACGACGAGGACCACCUCAAGACGCUGAUGGCGCGCAAGAGAAUCGUCUCUGGGCAGCCCCAUAACGGCACAUGCAGCCAGCUGACCAAGCAGCAGCUGAAGGCCAAUCUUCUGAUGGGCAACCGCAAGUCGAAUAAACAACUAACGUGCCCGGAAGAGCCCUCGACUCCGUCCUUACAAAAGACACAGAAGCCGAACCAAAGCCAGGCGCCGAACAGGUCUCGGAAGCGGAACAACUCCACGGGGGCCAUGAAACUGCGUUUCCAUCACCAGGCCCUGCCCGCAGAAUAUGCCGCCCACUACGAAGCCACCCAGUCCCGUCAGCAGCAGCGGCCAGUGCUCCCACAGCCACCUCCUCCACCCAGUCAGUCCCAUGAGAACGUACGCAGCUGGCUGCGGAAAAUCGCAGAAAUCCAGCGCAGUGCCGAACGCCAGCAGCAGAAGCUGCCGCCACAGGCUCCUCGAUCAGGACCACCGCCCUCGAGAGUGUCACCCUUCCCGCCGGUAACUUCGACAAAGAGCUCCGAGCUAACCGCAAACCCGAAGCGGAACUCUCUCAAGUACGCCGACCUGCCCUACAUGGGGGAAAUCACUCUGGAUAACUAUAAGCCACGGCGCGGACGGAAGCCCAAGAAAGCGGAUAUCUGCCACUUGAUAUACAAAAAUUAUGGCACUAUUGUUCCGGCUAAUGUGGCGGCGAUGCCAAUGAGCGCCGCUCCGCCAACGUCCACUGCCACGAUCGUUUUGCCUGCAGAGGAGCCUCUGAACCUCUGCCUGCGGGACCAAAGCGGAGAUCGGUAUUCCAUCUCCAGCGGCGACAGCGAAAAGCCCACCACCACGACUGCGACGGACUGUGGCCUCUCCUCCCACCGGACAUCACCUUUGGAUGUAGUGAAGCCGUUGACCCUCGAACUGGCUGAGAGCGAGAAGCCUCCCAUGUCCACCGCCAAGUUACUUUUCCAACCUGUGGGCCUCUACUAUCAGCAGCUGGUGGAGUCAUGCAGCCUUGGCGGAGUUACCCUGCCCUUGGAGACCAUAGAGAAGGACAAUCAGCUUUCUCUUAAGAUUCCCAUACCAAGCGGGUUCUUUGCCAAUGAGGCCACGCCGUUAACGAUGCGUAAAAGAAAGCGCUCCGCCAUAUUUAUCCCGCCCGUGCCUGCCGAACACUCGGCCAGCCCUCCCACUGAAGUCAGCAUCUGCAAGUUUAAGUUCACGGGCGGAGCCAAGCCCACAUUGCAGGAAAAGAAAAUGCUGUCGGUGGACGCGGAGGGCAACUACCGCUACUACAACGGCACCGGAGACAAGACCAUGCGGGGCUAUGAGUUCAUCUCCCGGGACCAACAGCAGCAUCUGCAGCAGCAUCAGCUUCAGGGCCAGGAGAAACUGUUCCUGGACAUACCACCACCGUCGACGGACCUGAGUUUGGAGCAAUUACACAUACCCCCGGAGUCGCCGACAUCAUCGAUGCUCCUGCCGAGCAGCAACCACUUGGCACCCGCCGUGGCACCGCACAGUCCAGUCUCGCCGCACUCCAGCUCACAAAGUCCGAUGCCAGGUGCGGUUUGUCCAGGUCAGCUACCGGGUCAGCUACCGGAUCAGCUACCCUCCACGGAGAGCGAGCGCAAGAGACGAUUGUCGCGCCGUUCGAAGCAGCGAGAGAAGCUUGAGAAGACCUUCAAGGAGAAGGGCUUCCUAAUCCAGACCCAGCAGCUACAGUCCGCGGAGGGAGCCACCUACUGCAAGUUCAGACAGUUGAAGAAGUUCACACGCUACCUUUUCCGGAACUGGAAGGACCACAUACCUGAGAGCGAUUUGGCCAAGCACCAUGGCGGUGGUCGGGAAAAGAGUGAGGCUGUCGGCAACCUAUUGAGUCAAGAGAGCCAGUCCGCCGGCCAGGCCAUGUGAGGCUCCUUGGAGACACAAAGCACUGCCAAAGAUUUAGUUUAAGAUCAGACAUGGUUGUGAUGGGGUGGAGAAGAGCAAGCCAUGCCAAUUCCGUCCAUGUAGGCUGCCCAACAACGCGAUCAAUGAUUUUCAGCCACGUUUCCUAGUCGUUCAUCAGUUCUUUAGUGCCUAAUAAAGUGUUUUUCCUAACAA
Molecule: messenger RNA, 2397 nt
Organism: Drosophila serrata
Lineage: Eukaryota; Metazoa; Arthropoda; Insecta; Diptera; Drosophilidae
Source: RefSeq, a predicted model, not a curated record